AUUAGGGAAAGCCUGUACCAGGGAAAUUUCAAGAAAUAAACUAUUCCCCUAGGAGACCGUCGUUCUUGAGAUCACAGAAGAUAGAAGAGACGAUGACAAAGCGAGCUAAGACAAAAUGUUUGCUACCUGAGAGUCGCGUUUCAAAGUAUGUUGAUAUGUUGUGAUUACUUUUGACUUUGUUGUUGAUAGAUUAGGGUUAUAAUUGUGGUGGAAUAUGGAGGUGAGCCAUUUUAUUGAAGAAAUCGAAGGGAGUGAAGAAAAUAAGUUUGAAACUGUUCAAAGAGAGGAUAUUUGUAGUGGUGGUUCUUCUAGUGAUGAGGAAUGGAUUGGUAAUAGAAAAAAGCUGAGUUGCUACAAUUCGAAUAUGCUUGCUAAAAAUCAAUUUGAUGGAUUUGAACCAUUUUAUGAUAGUGAUAAUUCUGAAAAUUAUUUGCUCACACCAACUCGAAGUGAGGAUGGAGGUGAGAGUGGUGUGAAGAAGGAGAGUGUUACAUACAAAGUCGAUAAUGAUGCUACACUCAAAAUGUUAGUAUGGAAAGUGGGCAUGAAGUUUGCUUCACCUGAAAUUUUCAAAAAGCAAGUUGUGAGAUAUGCUGUAAUUGAAGGGUAUAGCAUUAGGUUUAGUCUCUGUGCUAAAAAUCGUUCUAGGCAUCCGACUAGUCCCCGCAUGUGUUUGUUCAGGUGUUGAUUUCAGUUGAUAUGCUGUGAUUUAUGGUUCAAAUGUUGAUUUCAGUUUAUUAUAGUUAUUAGUUAGAUAUGGUUCAAGUGUUGAUUUCAGUUGAUUACAGAUAGAUAUGGUUCAAGUGUUGAUUUUAGUUAUAUCACGGUUGGUUUAUAAAACAACUCAAGUGCUGAUUUCAGUGCACCGAAAGGGAUUUAAAGGUUACUCAAGUUAGAUUACAGUCCCUGCAUUGAUUUAAGUUAGAAUCACAUCCAAAGCAUUGUAUUUAGAAAAUGUAUAGCCUUAACACUUCAUUCUUACAUUUUCAAUGAGCUGAUUCGUUUUGGAAUCAGAAGAAAUGUAAAAUUUCAGAGCUGGUCUCAGUUUAAUGCAUACAUUUAACACUGC
Messenger RNA from Cuscuta epithymum, 1069 nucleotides. The record is from the annotation of a GenBank genome assembly. NCBI's taxonomy places the organism in Eukaryota, Viridiplantae, Streptophyta, Magnoliopsida, Solanales, Convolvulaceae.